Psylliodes chrysocephalus is the source of this 1506-nucleotide messenger RNA. The record is from the annotation of a GenBank genome assembly. Lineage: Eukaryota; Metazoa; Arthropoda; Insecta; Coleoptera; Chrysomelidae.
AUGUUUAUAAUGUUCACACGUUGCGUUAUAGCUCAUAAAUUCGAAUUUAUCAGACCUCUGUGUACUCAAGUUAGAUCAAGACCUACAUCUAAUAAAUUAAUUGGAAAAGUAUUAGGACAACCCACUAAUGAUACUCAUCCUCAUAUUCUGAAUGAAGGAGAAGUAACACCCAUGACAACAAAAUAUGAAUAUGAAACUAGGAGAACCAGACUUGUAGAGGCUAUAACAAAAUAUUCAUUUAAAAAUACAUUAAGGUCUAAGAAUCAUUUGAUAGUGAUACCAGCUGCUUCGAAACAGUAUAUGUCUGACAAAAUCCCAUAUGUCUUCCGUCAAAACACAGAAUUUCUUUAUUUAACUGGUUGUUUAGAACCUGAUUGCUGUGUUGUCCUAACGAUAAAUGAUAAUAAACAUUGUUCAAGUAUUUUAUUCACUAGAGAUAAAGAUGACCAUGCAGAAUUAUGGGACGGACCUAGAACUCAUCCUGAGGAUGCUCCUGGUUUCUUUGGUGUUAAUCAGAGUUUACCAAUUAGUGAAUUGGAGAAUUUUAUGGGAUCAUUUAAGAAAUCACAAAGUAAUAUGAAUCUUUGGUACGAUUAUCUGAUGCCAGUUCAGCAUAAUGUGCAUUCCAUAGUAAAAAAGUUCAUGUCUGAUGGUGGAAAUAAAAGUUGGGAAAAUCCUAAGAACAUAAUACAGCAAUUAAGACUGUUCAAGAGUCCAACAGAGAUUUCUUUAAUGCAAAAAACAUGUGAUAUUGCUAGUGAAGCUUUCGUUGAUACAAUAAAGUGUUCCAAACCAGGUAUUAGUGAAAGCCACUUAUAUGCCAAAUUUGAUUAUGAGUGUAGAAUAAGGGGUGCUGAAUACUUGGCUUAUCCGCCUGUUAUAGCAGGCGGUAAUAGAGCAACUGUUAUCCAUUAUAUUAAUAAUAAUCAGAUAGUCAAUAAUGGAGAUAUGGUGUUAAUGGAUGGUGGUUGUGAAUAUCAUGGAUACGCUAGUGACAUAACAAGAACAUGGCCAAUAAAUGGAAAGUUUACACCCGAGCAAAGAGAUAUCUAUGAAAUAGUUUAUGAUGUUAAUCAAGAACUAAUAGAAAUGUGCAAGACAUUUCCAUCCUUAGACACUUUAUUUGAAACUAUGUGUUUAUUAUUAGGCAAAAGGCUUCAAAAUAUGGGAUUAAUACCUCCACAACAAUCUAGUUCUCAUUUAAUGAAGGCGGCAUACCAAUUAUGUCCCCAUCAUGUAUCACAUUAUUUAGGAAUGGAUGUUCAUGAUACUCCAACAGUAAAUAGAAAUACUGUAAUAAAACCGGGAAUGAUAAUCACGAUAGAACCAGGAAUUUAUAUAAAUGAAAAUAACAAGUUGCUGCCCGAAAAAUACCAUAAUAUCGGUAUAAGAAUAGAGGACGACAUUUUGAUAACCGAACAUGGUCCGGUGGUUCUUAGUGCUAAGUGUCCCAAACAUAUAGAUGAAAUUGAAAGAAUAUCUAGUGAACAUCAGCAAAAAUUAUAG